AAAACUUUUGACAUGGCAGGAUGAAGUCAUGAAGGUUGACAACGUGCGAUUCAUCCGAACUAGGGUUUAUCUCAGCCCUUUUUAAAUCACAUAUCCAAAAAGGAAUUGAGAAGGUUGAAAAUACGAGUUAAAUCAGAAGGGGAAACGUAAUCUGAGAUCGUCUGUUUACCGGGGCGGUGUUGCUCGGUGUUAAUCUAUUUUCCAAUGUGCAUUGCGCCAAAUUGAGCAACGCCCAUUCUCAGGAACAUGGCGGAGAAGCAGCUGGUCGUGGCCGUUGAAGGCACUGCCGCCAUGGGUCCCUAUUGGCAAGCCGUUGUUUCCGAUUACCUGGACAAGAUCAUCAGGUACUUUUGUGGUAAUGAGUUGGCAGGGCAGAAGCCCUCUUCUUCUAACUUUGAGCUCUCUCUGGUCAUGUUUAAUGCUCAUGGAUCUUAUUGUAGUUGCUUAGUACAACGAAGUGGUUGGACAAGAGAUGUUGAUCUUUUCUUGCAGUGGCUGUCUGCUUUACCCUUUGCUGGUGGUGGUUUCAAUGAUGCUGCAAUUGCAGAAGGGCUUGCUGAAGCUCUGAUGAUGUUCUCUGUUGCUGCAAAUGGAAGCCAAACCCAACAAAAUGUGGAUGGACAACGACAUUGCAUUCUAGUAGCUGCAAAUAACCCUUAUCCCUUGCCCACACCAGUUUAUCAACCACAAAUGCAAAACAUGGAACAGAAUGAGAGCAUUGAAUCACAAACAGAAAGUCGUCUUUCUGAUGCAGAGGCAGUUGCUAAAUCAUUUGCUCAGUGCUCUGUUUCUUUGUCAGUCAUUUGUCCAAAACAGCUUCCGAAACUAAAAUCAAUUUAUAAUGCGGGAAAGCGCAAUCCCCGAGUAGCAGAUCCACCAGUUGAUAAUGUUAAAAACCCUCAUUUCCUGGUUCUAAUCUCAGAUAGUUUCAUGGAGGCUCGUGCUGCUUUAAGUCGGCCUGGACUUUCAAAUAUGACAGCAAAUCAGAGUCCUGUAAAAAUGGAUAUAGCUUCAGUUCCUCAGGUUUCAGCGGCCCCUCCUGCUUCUAUUCCAUCAGUGAAUGGUAUCAUGAACCGGCCAACAAUUGCUGUUGGAGCUGUCCCGACUGCUACUGUAAAAGUUGAACCAAGCACGGUAACUUCCAUCACAUCUGGACCUGGUUUUCCACAUAUUCCAUCUGUCCCACGUGCUGCUUCUCAAGGAGUUCCAAGCCUUCAGACUUCUUCACCAUCUUCUACUUCUCAGGAGAUGAUCUCAAAUGGUGACAAUGUCCAAGAUUUGAAACCUAUAGUGAGUGGUAUAUCACAGACCUUACGUCCUGUGGUUCCCGCUGCAGCAAAUGUAAGCAUUCUGAACAACCUCUCUCAAGCACGGCAAGUGAUGCAUUCUGCAGCCCUAAGUGGGGGAACUUCUAUAGGACUUCAGUCAAUGGGUGGGACUUCCAUGGCUAUGCAUAUGUCAAAUAUGAUAUCCAGUGGAAUGGCAUCAUCUGUACCUGCCACUCAAACUGUGUUCUCAUCUGGGCAGUCAGCUGUCUCAUCAAUAACUGGAUCAGGGACACUAGCAGGAACUGCACAGGUUGCACAAAACUCAGCUCUUGGUUCGUUCACUUCAGCAACUUCUAAUAUGUCAGUAAACUCAAACCUUGGCAUUUCUCAACCAUUGAGUAAUCUUCAAGGAGGUGUUAGUAUGGGCCAAACAGUACCUGGAAUGAGCCAAGGGAAUCUUCCUGGAGGACAAAUGGUACAAAGUGGAAUUGGUAUGAACCAGAACAUGAUGAGUGGUCUUGGUCCAUCAGGUAUAUCUUCUGGAACUGGCACAAUGAUUCCUACUCCAGGAAUGUCUCAACAAGUGCAACCAGGAAUGCCAUCUCUUGGUGUGAACAACAAUGCAGCAGCUAAUAUGCCCUUACCACAGCAGACAUCAGGUGCUAUGCAAACAGCACAGUCCAAAUAUGUAAAGGUCUGGGAGGGAAACUUAUCGGGGCAGAGACAAGGGCAGCCUGUUUUCAUCACCAGACUUGAAGGUUAUAGAAGCGCAUCGGCUUCAGAGUCGCUUGCAGCAAACUGGCCUGCGACGAUGCAAAUAGUACGGCUUAUAUCCCAGGACCACAUGAAUAACAAGCAGUACGUUGGGAAAGCAGAUUUUCUAGUUUUUCGAGCAAUGAACCAGCAUGGAUUUCUUGGGCAGCUGCAGGAAAAGAAGCUUUGUGCAGUCAUCCAGUUACCAUCUCAGACAUUGCUGCUCUCUGUUUCUGACAAAGCCUGCCGUUUGAUAGGAAUGCUUUUUCCUGGGGACCGGAGUAUGGGGAAGACGAUUGGCAUAGGACGUGAGUCUCAAGGCCUCUAUCACCUCACCUCGGAUUCAUCUCCUACAGUUUGCAUUUCCACUGAUGCUCCUCUCCUCAUUCACAGUCGUUUGGGCCACCCUAAUCUCUCCAAGUUCGAGAAGAUGGUCCCUUGUUUUUCCACUUUGUCGUCGCUUUCGUGUGAGUCAUGUCAGCUUGGGAAACAUACUCCUGUCUCGUUCCCAAAGCGUUUGAAUAAUCGGGCAAAGUCUCCUUUUGAGCUUAUCCACACUGAUGUUUGGGGUCCUUGUCAGACUGCUUCUACUUUAGAAUUUCAGUAUUUUGUCACUUUCAUUGAUGACUAUUCUCGAUGUACUUGGUUAUUUUUAAUGAAAAAUAGAGCUGAGUUAUUCUCUAUUUUCCAGAAAUUUUAUGCUGAAAUCUAAACCCAGUUCAAUAUUUCUAUUCGUGUGUUAUGCAGUGAUAAUGCCAGGGAAUAUUUUUCAGCUCCAUUUACUUCAUUUAUGUCUCAUAAUGGGAUUCUUCAUCAGUCUUCUUGUGCUCAUACUCCUCAACAAAAUUGGGUAGCUGAACGCAAGAAUCGACAUCUUGUUGAGACAACUCAUACUAUCCUUCUUCAUAGUAAUGUUCCUUUUCGUUUUUGGGGGGACGCUGUUCUUACUGCUUGUUAUUUAAUUAAUUGUAUGCCCUCCUCUGUUUUACAUGAUCAGAUUCCUCAUUUCCUUCUCUUCCCUGACCAACCACUUUAUUUCUUUCCUCCUCGUGUCUUUGGUUGUACUUGUUUUGUUCAUAUUCUCACUCCUGGACAGGACAAGCUUUCCGCCAAAGCCAUGAAGUGCCUCUUCUUGGGAUAUUCUAGACUUCAUAAGGGUUAUCGCUGUUAUUCCCUUGAGACUCAUUGAUACUUUAUCUCCACUGAUGUCACUUUCUUUGAGGACUCACCAUUCUUUUCCACCACUUCUGAGUCUCUUUCUGUUUCUAAAGUCUUGCCCCUUCCUAUUGUCUCCCCAUCUGAUGUUGUGCCUCCUCGACCACUUCAGGCUUAUCAUCGUCGCCCUCGUGUCGCUGCUCCUCUCCCUUUUGCUAAGGCACCUGCUGACUCACUUCCUAUUCCUUCGGCUUCUCCUGCCCCGGCUCUGCCUUCUCCUGAUGAUUUACCCAUUGCUAUUCGGAAAGGUACUCGCUCUACUCAUAAUCCUCAUCCUAUUUACAAUUUUUUGAGUUAUCAUCGAUUAUCUUCACCCUAUUCUGCUUUUGUUUCUGCUAUAUCCUUUGUUUCUUUUCCAAAGAGCACCCAUGAAGCUCUUUCCCAUCCAGGUUGGCGACAGGCAAUGGUGGAUGAAAUGGAUGCUCUGCACUCUAAUGGCACUUGGGAUCUUGUUGUUUUACCCUCUGGUAAAUUUACAGUUGGCUGUCGUUGGGUCUAUGCAGUUAAGGUUGGUCCUGAUGGUCAGGUUGAUCGCCUUAAGGCCCACUUAGUUGCUAAAGGCUAUACUCAGGUUUAUGGUUCUGAUUAUGGUGACACAUUCUCCCCGGUUGCCAAGAUUGCUUCUGUCUGCUUGCUUCUCUCCAUGGCUGCUAUGUGUUCUUGGCCUCUUUAUCAGUUGGAUAUUAAAAAUGCCUUCCUUCAUGGUGAUCUUGGUUUAGUGUGCAGGUUACGCCGUUCUCUAUAUGGCUUGAAACAAUCUCCUCGAGCAUGGUUUGGCCGUUUUAGUUCUGUUGUUCAAGAGUUUGACAUGCUUUGCAGUAUAGUAGACCAUUCAGUUUUCUAUCAUCAUAACUCCUUGGGGCAGUGUAUUUAUCUGGUUGUUUAUGUGGACGACAUCGACAUUACAGGCAGUGAUCAGGAUGAUAUUCAGAAACUAAAGCAACAUCUUUUUACCCACUUUCAGACCAAAAACUUGGGGAAACUCAAGUAUUUAUUGGGAAUUGAGAUAGCUCAAUCCAGUUCCGGUGUGGUCCUUUCCCAAAGGAAGUAUGCUUUAGACAUCCUAAAAGAAACUGGUAUGUUAGACUGUAAACCGAUAGACACACCUAUGGAUCCGAAUGUCAAACUUGUACUAGGACAGGGGGAGCCUUUAGGAGACCCUAGGAGAUAUCGAAGGCUCGUAGGUAAAUUGAACUAUCUCACCAUUACUCGUCCAGACAUUUCUUUUCCUGUGAGUGUUGUUAGUCAAUUCCUACAGUCACCAUGUGAUAGCCAUUGGGAUGUCGUAAUCCGCAUUCUUCAAUAUAUCAAAAGUACACCAGGCCAAGGUGUGUUGUACGAGAACAAAGGUCAUACUCAGGUUGUUGGUUACACAGAUGCAGAUUGGGCUGGCUCACCCAUAGAUAGACGUUCCACUUCAGGGUACUGUGUUUUUAUUGGAGGUAAUCUAAUAUCUUGGAAGAGUAAGAAACAAGAUGUAGUGGCCAGAUCUAGUGCUGAAGCUAAGUAUCGAGCUAUGGCUUUGACAACAUGUGAACUCAUAUGGUUGAGACAUCUUCUACGAGAGUUGAGAUUUGGAAAGGAUGAACAGAUGAAACUCAUCUGUAAUAACCAGGCCGCAUUACAUAUUGCAUCCAAUCCAGUCUUUCAUGAAAGGACCAAACAUAUUGAAGUUGACUGUCACUUCAUUAGAGAGAAGAUCGCGUCAGGAUGUGUUGCUACAAGUUUUGUUAAUUCAAAUGAUCAACUAGCAGACAUCUUCACUAAAUCUCUCAGAGGUCCUAGGAUUAAAUACAUUUGUAACAAGCUUGGUGCAUAUGAUGUAUAUGCUCCAGCUUGAAGGGGAGUGUUGAAUAUAAUGAAUUUAUAGUGUACAAUAUUUCCUUUUUAAUAUAGGUCACAUGUAUGGUAGUUAGGACUCCUAGCCUUGUAUAUAUAUAUUUUCUUAAUUGUAAGUAGACACAAUGAAUGAGAAUCAAGGUUUUCUUC
This is a messenger RNA of Vitis vinifera (wine grape), 5225 nucleotides long. RefSeq names its product mediator of RNA polymerase II transcription subunit 25. The transcript has 15 exons. Gene Ontology annotation, cellular component: mediator complex; transcription regulator complex. The coding region runs from base 247 to 2733 and encodes 828 amino acids. Gene Ontology annotation, biological process: positive regulation of transcription by RNA polymerase II. NCBI's taxonomy places the organism in Eukaryota, Viridiplantae, Streptophyta, Magnoliopsida, Vitales, Vitaceae. The record is from RefSeq and is a predicted model, not a curated record. Gene Ontology annotation, molecular function: nucleic acid binding.